Messenger RNA from Coregonus clupeaformis (lake whitefish), 1414 nucleotides. Its product is annotated as histidine triad nucleotide-binding protein 3-like. The transcript is spliced from 5 exons. Gene Ontology annotation, molecular function: catalytic activity. The coding region runs from base 491 to 1030 and encodes 179 amino acids. NCBI's taxonomy places the organism in Eukaryota, Metazoa, Chordata, Actinopteri, Salmoniformes, Salmonidae. The record is from RefSeq and is a predicted model, not a curated record.
UAUAAUAAUAUGCCAUUUAGCAGACGCUACAGAGGACCACACUUAAAGCAAUGAAUUUGUAUCCGCUCUCGUUGAACUAAGUUGCAUAUCUUCCGCCAUUCUCUUCAAAUCUGAAAACGUUGUGGGCCCGAAAAGCACGGAAACAGUGUCCACUGUUUAUAUACUUCGUAUUUUGGCGAACGUAAUACGACAUCCGGGAACUUUUGGCAUACUAACUAUAUCCAUACUAUGACCAAUAAGCAUACUAUAUACUCAAUUUACGUCACGAAUAGUACGGUUAGUAUGAGUAUACGAACACAGCUCUCGUUUUUUCCCGGAGUUCACAGUUGUCUUGAAAGCGCAACUGUAUAAACUACAGUAUUCUCAUGAGAUAUACAAAGCAGACGGAAACGUCGAGCUACUACGUAUUCUCAGCAUAACUGUUACAUUACCGAUAAAUCAAAAACGGCUACCCCAGCAGGAAAUAGGUCUCGGGAACCGGGCCGGCUACAUGGAGAACGGGCGAAAGAUGGACACUGUAGAACAAUGCGACGAUGAUACACAAAGUAAUUUAUCCAGCGACAGUGAAGACACCUGCAUGUUCUGUAUGAUUGCUAAAAACCAAGACAAGGACACUGAAAUUGUGAAACAGGAUUCUGAGCUAGUCUGCUUUCGGGACAUUUGCCCCGCUGCCCCACAUCACUACCUGGUUGUGCCAAAACAACAUAUAGUGAGCUGCUUCUCUCUCUUUAAGGAGCACAUAAAGCUGGUUGAGAGGAUGGCUGAGAUGGGGAGGGCUGUGUUGCAGGAAAAUGGCAUUACCAAUCCAAAUGACAUCAGGCUGGGGUUCCACAUACCUCCAUAUAUCUCUGUACCUCACCUCCACCUCCAUGUCCUCGCCCCGACAAGUGAGAUCACUGACGACUUGGCACACAAGUUCACACCAGGCACAAUGAGGUUCUUCACAGAGGAUUUAUUGCGCAGGACCCUUGAAGAUGACCUCUGCCGAUUGGUCUGUACAGUGGAGCCAGAUCAUUAUCAUAUGCUUUGAUGCAUCAGUGGGAGAUGGCUCUUUGAGUGAGCUGCAGCCUGUCUGCAGGGUCAGAGAUGUGAGAAUGGGAGAAUUUAGCGAAAAGGGCUAAAACAUGCUUUUGUUUUGUUAUUUAGGGACCUAAACACAAUUGUGAAAGCAUAGUAUAGUCUUCCAAAGAAUAUCAAUAAAUAUUUUUUCAGAUAAGUUAAAGGAAUAGAUAGGAAUUUUUGUUUUUAAUGAUAUUUAGGAGAGGCUUUUGACACUUCCACUUUAAGGAUUCCUGGGGUUUGUUUGCUUUUUGGAGGGGGGUAAUAAAACAGAUUGGUGUAAUAAGAUAUCUGCUCCAUUUUCUUAAAACUCUGAAGUUGACUAAAUAAUGAAUAAACCUGAUCAGUUGACUUC